CACUUAUUGUGUGGACAGUUGAAACCGCCAUUAAUGUUCGUACCAAGCUGCGACGAUUUUCCGGCGUCACCUGUUCCCAGAGAACCACCGCUGAGGGCAUGCCAGCGAGAACGGCCAUGGUGGCGAUCCAGUGCCGGGCCAAGCUCGGCCCUUUGGUAGCCCCCAUUUUUUCUUCGGUUAGGUAGAACUGCCUGGCAAUCUGCGGCUGGUCGUCGCCGACAAUGGGUGGUGAGGCCCUUGCCGGACGGAGGAUCCCGACCGGAGAAGACUCCGGCGUUCAGAUUCUUUGAGCACGGAAACCUUUUCUCAGUAUAAAUUACACUGCGUUCGAAUAAUUUACAAAAUCGAUUGCUCUGUUCUAAUUUCAGGAUGCCUCUCUAUAUUUGUCUGCCAUGUUAGAUUUGCGUUGCAUGGUGAUAAUAGCACAAGCAGAGCUCCACAAAUUGAUUGAAAAUAUAUAAUGAUUGCUGGUAGCUCAAUAUUUUACAUUUAUUGAUUUCCUGAGGAAAGAACACUUGUUCAGGUUUUGAUCGUUCGAAAUUUACGUGGGUUUUGCACUAUAGGUUACAUUUGUGAAAUUUACAUCAGUUCUGCACUAAUAUACAUAGGUCAUUUAUCAGAAAAAGGACAAGCCCAUAGCAGGUGAACUAAGAGUGUUGAACACGAAUGGAUACAUUGUCCAUUUCUCGAGUGACCCACCAUAAGGUCAUCGACCUUGACUUGAGAGGUUCUCAGCUGGUUGUGCUAAAACCACAUAUUAGUACUCUCUUAUCUUCUCAGUUUCCUGCAGGGACCAGAAACGUUUUUUUAUCACUUCCACAAGAGUAAAGACGAACGACUUCAUUUCUAAAAGGGAGAAUUCACCACUUGUCUGCACUCAAGCCCACCAAAACUAUAAUUGCCCUUGCCACCACAGUCUCAGAAGGGCAGGACACGAUAAACUCAACUGACAUGAUCACAGAUGGUAAGACAUUGAUAUCAUCAUCUCAGGGCAGCUUUGAGUUGGGGUUUUUCAGUCCUGAUGGCUCCAGAAACCGAUACAUCGGUAUAUGGUACUCGACGAAAAUCGUAACACCCGUAACCGUGGUCUGGGUCGCCAACAGGGACAACCCGCUAUCAAACACAUCAGGGGCUGUGCUCAAAGUCAUUAGCCCUGGGAUCUUGGCCAUUCUAAACGGCACUGGCAAAAUCAUAUGGUCAUCGUCAUCCGACACAUCAUCACUAGCCGCACAGGAACCGGUUGCACAGCUUCUCGACACUGGGAAUCUCAUCCUGAGAGAAGCAAACGAUGAAAACCCGGAGAACUAUCUGUGGCAGAGCUUUGAUUACCCGACCGACACAUUUUUACCUGGGAUGAAAUUAGGCUGGAAUUUGUUAACAGGUCAUGAAAAUUACCUCUCCUCAUGGAGGAGCAGUGAUGAUCCAGGUACCGGAGACUACUCGUUCCACUUGGACCUUACGGGAUACCCCCAUGUAGUCCUCAUAAGGAAGCCUUCUGUCGUACGUUACAGGGGUGGGCCCUGGAAUGGAGUAUGGUUCAAUGGGAUUUCCGGACCAAGCAGGAAUAAUUUAGCCACCUAUGGUCUGGUUUUCGAUGAAAAAGAGGUGUAUUUUCAUUAUGAGCUUCUAAGCAAUUCUGUUAUGAUCAGGGUGUUCAUUAACCAGCUUGGAAGCAUCCAAACCUUGGUUUGGGUUGGCCGGGAAUGGAAUGCGACAGAACCCAACAUCUGUGAUUCGUACGGGCAUUGCGGUCCAUACGGAAGAUGUGAUAUCCGAAAUUCUCGAAUUUGUGAGUGUAUGGAGAAUUUUGUGCCGAGGUAUCCAGACAAAUGGGCGGCGGCCGACUGGUCUGGUGGCUGCAUACGGAGGACUCCCUUGGGCUGCAAAACUGACGGGUUUGUUAGGUAUUUGGACAUUAAAUUUCCUGAUACCAAACAUUCUUUGCUUAAUGAGAGUAUAGAUUUGGAGGAGUGUAAGGCCGUGUGCCUGCUGAAUUGUUCUUGCAUGGCGUACACCAACUUAGAUGUCAGACCAGGGCAAAGUGAAUGUAUGCUUUGGUUUGGUGAACUGGUCGACAUGCGAGUUGGUUAUGGAGCAGGACAAGAUCUUUACAUUAGAAUGGCUUCUUCAGAAUUCGCAUCAGACUACAAAAGAAACAAAGGCAAAAUACUCAUAGGGACUUUGACGUCAUUGGCGGGAUUGAUUUUCUUAGGCUUGAGCGUCAUGCUUUACAUGUGUAAGACCCACAGAAUAAGCACGUUGAGGAAGGGAGGUUGGCAUAAAGAAAAUAAAGACCUGGAUCUUCCUUCAUUUGCUUUCUCGACUAUAUAUAAAGCUACUAACAAUUUUUCCAAGGACAAGAAGCUUGGAGCUGGUGGAUUUGGACCUGUCUACAAGGGUACGCUUGAGGAUGGACAUGAGAUUGCUGUGAAACGUUUGUCAAAGACAUCGAUGCAAGGACUUGAUGAAUUCAAGAAUGAAGUGAUAUCUAUUGCCAAACUUCAGCACCGUAACCUCGUGAGGCUUCUUGGGUGGUGCAUUCAUGGGGAUGAGAAGAUGCUAAUAUACGAGUACAUGGCCAACAAAAGUCUCGACUUAAUCCUAUUUGGUUGGUAUUUCUCACAUCAAAGCAAUCCUAUUAUACAGCAAUAUCAAGAAAAAAGUAAGUUACUUGAUUGGCCAAAGCGCGUUCAGAUUAUCAACGGUAUUGCCAGGGGACUCAUGUAUCUUCAUCAAGACUCACGACUGAGAGUUAUCCACCGUGACCUGAAAACCAGCAAUAUACUGCUAGACAUGGACAUGAACCCAAAAAUAUCGGAUUUUGGCAUGGCCAGAACAUUUGGAGGGAAUGAGACUGGAGCUUGUACAUCCAGAGUUGUUGGGACAUAUGGUUACAUGUCACCAGAGUACGCCAUUGAUGGGUUGUUCUCAGUGAAAUCGGAUGUGUUUAGUUUUGGAGUUAUGGUAUUGGAAAUACUGAGCAGGAAAAGGAACAGAGGAUUUUCCCACAAGGAUCAUCACCAUAACCUUCUUGGGCAUGCAUGGAUGCUUUACAAACAAAGACGGCCCUUGGAGCUAGUUAACGACUAUCAAAGCGAAACGUGUGACUCGUCAGAGGUGCUGAAAUUAAUCGAGGUGGGAUUGUUGUGUGUACAAAAAUAUCCUGAAGAUAGACCAAGCAUGUCUUUGGUUGUAUUCAUGCUGGAGAAUGAUGUUGUGCUGCCUGAAGCUAAAGAGCCUGGUUUUUUCACAGAAAGAGAUGCUUUUGCUGAUGAUCUAUCAAUCAGCACCAGUGGAAUUUCAACAAAUGAGAUCUCACUUACUACUUUUGAGGCAAGAUAGGGACGCCUUAAAUUUCUGGUGGCUUAUUAUGUUCUUUUUGUUGCCCUUGAUUGGGAAGAUUUUUAUGAAUAGAUAAAUGUACAUAAUAUAAAUUGAGAAAUUAUAAAUUUCUCAAAGUUAAAUUAUAAGAGAUACAUGUGAAGUUAUUUAGUAUUUGUAAUUAAUAAAGUAUGUAUAUAUAUUGGGG
This is a messenger RNA of Striga asiatica, 3529 nucleotides long. NCBI's taxonomy places the organism in Eukaryota, Viridiplantae, Streptophyta, Magnoliopsida, Lamiales, Orobanchaceae. The record is from the annotation of a GenBank genome assembly.